CUCUUUUGUUGCCCAUCACCCCGCUUCCUGCGAUAUCCACCAUCUGUCGCAUCAUGUCGCCCCCAGAUACCGACCCAGCACAGGUCGAACCACCCCUGGAUUCUGCCGCCGCUCCCAGGAAGCGGACCCACCCGGACGACUUCAAGCGCGCCUACAAGGCCUGUAUCAAUUGCCGGCAGAGAAAAGCAAAAUGCAUCCUUGACCCGGCGCCUGGGGGCGAGCUGAAGCCGCCAUGUCAGAGGUGCAAGAGAGAGAUGAGAGAAUGUGUGUUUAGAUCGGAGAGAUCAUGGGUGAAGAGACGGAAGCCCGGCGAGGCUCGAACGCAGGGUGAAGAGGCGGUCGCCAGCAACGAUACGUCAGUGACAGGUGAUGCUAAGGCAAGUUCAAUCUCGACAAGCCAACAAUCGCCUGUCCAGAGGACCCCGUCUAUCUCUGGCCUGACCCACGCUGAUACGCCUCAUGGCCGCCGGUCUGAUAUCUUCUCGCCCCCGGCUACGCUGCGUCGCGGGUCUACAUCCCAGCCAGAUCUCGCACAUUCAGUAAUGAGGACCGUCGUCUCUAGUGGCACCGAUGCUCUGAACUUGCUGUUCGAGGCCGCGAACCAUCGCGAUGCAAUUGAGAAUCAGGACCAAAACGGUUCUCAGCCAUACGAGACACCCAGGUCAGCCCCGUCAGGGUACGAGUUAGGACGCGAUGGCAUACCUUCGUCCCCGUUCAUCUUCAGGGCGCAACCUGUGCAAAUGUCCCAACCUUCCCCCGAGACUCUCAAAGUCUGGACGACCUGUCGAUACGUGCAAAUGGGCUGGUUCUCGGCGCACGAAGCAGUUACCUAUGUCGACCUGUUCUUCAAGAAUUGCUCUCCGCUGUCGCCCAUUCUAUCUGAAAUCUACGCCAACCACGAGAACCAUUGGUCUUUGAUAGCUUUAGAUCCAUUCUUGUGCGUUACGAUACUGAUGGUAUCCUCACGGUACAACAUCCUACCCGGGAUCGGCGGAGCAUCGAGGGGCUACUUUGUCCAUGACCGGCUGUGGGAGCAAUGCCAGAGAUUCAUCAUGAAGAUCAUGCUCGGGCAAGUAAAACCAUCAAAGGCGCAAUCACGGACCAUUGGAUCGAUUGAAGCACUCCUGUUGCUCUCCGAAUGGCACCCUCGUGCUCUUCACUUUCCCACCGCCAGCGAUGGAUGGGAUUGCGAGUUGAUGGUCGGGGCCAACAAUACUACAGCACAAGGCAUAAAGCUCCUCGAAGGAGACACAACAUCGAGCCGCUGGCUGGAGGACGUCAUCGAACCUGCGAAACGCUCCGAUCGGAUGUCCUGGAUGCUCAUGGGGUGUGCCCUAUCGCUCGCACAGGAGCUUGGCUUAUUCGAGGACAACGGCAGUAUUGAAAAGGACCAGAUAUCAUACCCCAAGUUCUCCAGCGAGUUUCUCGUUCUGCGGCGAAUACGCGUACGGAAGCUGUUGUAUGUUUUCAUUGAGCAGCUGUCGUGGCGUUUAGGGUGUACGUCGAUGAUUCCACAGAGCCUAAACCAUGCUUUGAUGGAGAAGAUGCCUGUGGAUUCUACGACUGGAGCGGUGGAGCAGUGGCAGUCGUUCAUGAGCGCCUGGGUGGAGCUCACGAAGCUCGCAAGGUCUGUUUCGGAUACGGUUUAUCCUUCCGCAGCCACUACGCGCAGUUUACUACGUACCGGACGCUAUAUCGGGCUGCUGGAGCACUUUCAGCCUCUACUGACGACGUGGAGGAAGAAAUACCUGGACCCAUGCAAACUCAAGGUCGGUCUACAUGACAUGCUCUCCAUCGAAUAUCAGUACGUAAGGAUCUACACCAAUUCCCUCGGCAUGCAAGCCGUAGUGGAGCGCACUCUCGCAGAGACCGACCCGGACGGACCCCAGGAGGAGAUCUUGCCGCUCAAUCUAGAGCCGAGGGACUACGACUUCAUCCAGGAAGUCGUCGACGGAAGCUGCCAGAUUCUACAGAAGGUUGUUCAGCUUUCAGAGUCAGGAGCACUGCGCUACUCGCCUGUCCGGAUAUUUCUCCGCAUCACUACAUCGUCCAUCUACCUCAUCAAAGGCCUCAGUCUAGGCUCUCGCAACCAGAAGCUGCAAUCCUCCCUCGACAUUCUGGAUAAGGCCAUCGCCGCCAUGCGCUCCAGCACGCUGGACGACAUGCACCUCGCAUCGCGCUACGCCACCCUGCUCGACCUGCAUGUUGCUCGGCUGCGCGAGAGCUUCGUCGUAUCCUCAAGGCCGCCUCGACUGCCCUCCCGCGGUGUGUCCAUGGAGAAAGGCGUAACUUCGGGGAUGGACUUCUUGCACAACCACAACGCAGGGAGCUCAGGCAUAGCAGCACUUGCGGAGGAUGUGAAUGGGUUGAUGCCGGAUGACGACUGGUUGGCACUCCCGUUUGAUGCGUCUAUGGCGCCUUUUGGGCUUGAUUCGGGGCAGAGCUUUCAGGGCUUUGAUGAUGGGACGUUGGACUUCAUAUGGAAUCUGCCCAUGUAAUGCUGUCACAGUGAUGAUGAGUUGCCAAUUAAAAUCAUUUUUAUUCU
Messenger RNA from Trematosphaeria pertusa, 2545 nucleotides. RefSeq names its product C6 transcription factor-like protein. Gene Ontology annotation, biological process: aromatic amino acid catabolic process; positive regulation of transcription by RNA polymerase II. The record is from RefSeq and is a predicted model, not a curated record. The coding region runs from base 54 to 2498 and encodes 814 amino acids. NCBI's taxonomy places the organism in Eukaryota, Fungi, Ascomycota, Dothideomycetes, Pleosporales, Trematosphaeriaceae. Gene Ontology annotation, molecular function: zinc ion binding; DNA-binding transcription factor activity, RNA polymerase II-specific. The transcript is spliced from 3 exons. Gene Ontology annotation, cellular component: nucleus.